AUGGCAUCUAAGCAGCCUGCCAAGGACUUCCUGUCCUUUGUUAAUGCCUCCCCUACUCCCUUCCAUGCCGUUCAGUCUGCCAAGGACCUUCUGGCCAACGCCGGCUUCCAGGAAAUCAAGGAGAAAGAUUCCUGGGCGAAGACUUGCAAGCCCGGUGGCAAGUAUUUCUUGACCCGCAACACCACAACUCUGGUCGCUUUCGCCAUUGGAAAGCAAUGGCAGCCCGGCAACUCCAUCUCCAUGAUCGGUGCCCACACCGAUUCCCCCGUCUUGCGGGUCAAGCCUGUGAGCAAGAAGAGUGGCGAUGGCUUCCUUCAGGUCGGUGUUGAGACCUAUGGAGGUGGCCUCUGGCACACCUGGUUCGACCGCGACCUCGGCGUGGCGGGUCGCGUGAUGACCCGUGCUAGCGAUGGAUCGAUCGUGCAGAAGCUGGUCAAGGUCGACCGUCCCAUUCUUCGCAUUCCCACACUAGCCAUCCACCUGGAUCGCCAGGAAACCUUUGCCUUCAACAAGGAGACCCAGUUAUUCCCGAUUGCCGGCCUGGUGGCUGCCGAGCUCAACCGCACUGGUGAAUCCAAGACAUGCGAUGCCGAGAAGGUGGAUGACUUCUCUCCUCUCAAGGCCGUGACCGAGCGUCAUCACUCCCACUUUGUAGAGCUUGUUGCGGCCGAGGCUGACGUCAAGCCGGAGGACAUUCUGGACUUCGAACUGAUUCUUUUCGACACCCAGAAGUCUUGCCUUGGUGGUAUGCUCGAGGAGUUUAUCUUUUCUCCCCGCCUGGACAAUCUGAACAGCUCUUACUGUGCUACCGUUAGUCUGAUCGAUUCUGUCGCCGACAAGUCCUCGCUGGAUAACGAGUCCGCCAUCCGUCUCAUUGCCCUCUUCGACCACGAGGAGAUUGGCAGCCGCACCGCCCAGGGUGCGGACUCCAAUGCUCUGCCCGCCAUCAUCCGCCGCCUGUCGGUGCUUCCGUCGUCUGCUUCCUCGGAUAUCGACCUGGCUACUGCCUAUGAGCAGACCCUCUCCACCUCCUUCCUGGUCUCGGCCGACAUGGCACACUCCGUCAACCCCAACUACUCUGCCAAGUACGAGCAGGAUCACAAGCCCGAGAUGAACAAGGGCCCCGUGAUCAAGAUCAACGCCAACGCUCGCUACGCCACCAACUCUCCCGGUAUCGUCCUGCUCCAGGAGAUUGCACGCAAGGCUUCAGCUGAGAGCGGCGAGCCCAUUCCCCUGCAGCUGUUCGUUGUUCGCAAUGAUUCCAGCUGCGGUAGCACUAUCGGGCCCAUGCUGUCCGCUGCCCUAGGUGCCCGCACCCUGGAUCUGGGUAACCCGCAGCUGAGCAUGCACAGUAUCCGUGAGACUGGCGGUACCUAUGAUGUUGCAUAUGCGAUCCGCCUGUUCACUGGUUUCUUCCAGCACUACUCGGAGCUGUCGAAGACUAUCUUUGUGGACUAA
Penicillium canariense is the source of this 1458-nucleotide messenger RNA. Its product is annotated as M18 family aminopeptidase. Gene Ontology annotation, molecular function: zinc ion binding; metalloaminopeptidase activity. The transcript has 6 exons. The record is from RefSeq and is a predicted model, not a curated record. Bases 1 to 1458 code for a protein of 485 amino acids. Lineage: Eukaryota; Fungi; Ascomycota; Eurotiomycetes; Eurotiales; Aspergillaceae. Gene Ontology annotation, cellular component: fungal-type vacuole. Gene Ontology annotation, biological process: proteolysis.